Culex quinquefasciatus (southern house mosquito) is the source of this 788-nucleotide messenger RNA. RefSeq lists its product as uncharacterized. The transcript has 3 exons. The record is from RefSeq and is a predicted model, not a curated record. The coding region runs from base 34 to 765 and encodes 243 amino acids. NCBI's taxonomy places the organism in Eukaryota, Metazoa, Arthropoda, Insecta, Diptera, Culicidae.
AGGUCACCAACUACAAGGUUGCCAACUGGCACCAUGAACCCCGGUGGAUGUUCCGGAACAGGCCGUGAUUUCGAUCGUGAAACGCACCAAGCAGUUGGUCGAGGAGGUCGCUUUUCCGACGUGUUUCUGCUGGCGUUGGCCAGUAGCUUCCAGAAGUUCUUCGAUGCGAAGGGGGAACCGGCGCCGGAGCAGGGUAUCUCCGUUAUCGUCCCGGGACGCGCAGGAAGUGAAGCAAAAUCCCUGAAAAUCAAGAAUCGCUUCACGACUCGCCAUCAGCAACUGAAAAUUGGCAGAGGAGUUCAGCUAGACAACCCGGAUAAGCUGUCGAAGCUCCGUCAGCAGCUAUCGAUCAUUGCGCAAGGUUCAACCUGCACCAGGUCGAACGCAUCACACACUGUCACAUCCUGGUUCAUCUCAACCCUGACCGGAAUGCUUCCGGUGCCCAUGCUUCGACUAGUCGUGCACAGCUUCCGGGUGAACGUCGUCUUCUCCAUCCUGCCGGAGAUCGAGCAAGUCUCCUUCCAGGGUCUCCGGAUGGUCGAUCCAGUUCUUCUACUCCCCAACACCGGAAACAUUUCGGUCUGCCUCGCGGUGUUAACGUUCGGCAACAAGGUGCACGUGGGAAUCCUCGCCGACCGGACGAUCGUUUCGUCCGAGGAGGAAGCUCACCUGAUCGUCGAGGAAGUGGUGGCCGAAAUUCAGCGCAUGGGAAAGGUGCUGGACGAAGAGCAGAAGAUGACCUCGAUAUCGUUCGAGAACGAGUAGGACUGGAGCUGUGAACCUGAUUA